This is a messenger RNA of Laccaria bicolor S238N-H82, 3798 nucleotides long. RefSeq lists its product as uncharacterized. NCBI's taxonomy places the organism in Eukaryota, Fungi, Basidiomycota, Agaricomycetes, Agaricales, Hydnangiaceae. Bases 1 to 3798 code for a protein of 1265 amino acids. The record is from RefSeq and is a predicted model, not a curated record. The transcript has 22 exons.
AUGUAUACCUCGAUGCCGAAGGUCUCUCUCAAACGAAAAACCCCUCCUGUUGUUAUUGAACACCCAGAUUGUUUCCUGACGCUCGGUGAACGCCGCCGGAAAAUGGAGACGGAAAGGAAGAGGCUGCCCAGCUUUGCCUCUGCCGUAAAUGAGGGUCAGGCAGAGGAGUAUCUUAAAAAAGCUUACCUCGUCUGGUUUCUUCGCUUUCCUGAGGUAGAGCUGGAGAUCCAGGUCGAAGAGUCUUUCAAGGAUGACCCUGGUUACGAAGCGCACAUCAUCAAGGCACGCGAAAAGUUGAUUAGGACAAAGUUGGGAUGGUCGACUUUCCUCUUCCCUUCGCGUCCCGCCAAACAGGAAUUGGAAGAGGGGGCAACUGUGCAGUGGGAGAAGGACUUAAAUGCCGCCAUCCAGGAAAUUUUGGACGAGCUGCCGACCACUUGGAACCCCGACAAGGAUAUCACGUUCGUUAAACUGGAGCAUGCCGUCGCGUUGUCAAGGGCUCGUGAGGAGGGGAGUCUUACAUACCUAUUCACUAAGUCAAGGGCAAAGUGCUCGCCCUUGACUUGUUGGAAAAAAAAAGCAAGGUUAUCAAAAGGUUAUGGGAAUAUCUUGCUUAUGAAGCGAGCUCGCUUCCAUAAGCAGAAAUCACCAACCAUGCCAAGACGACGCCGAGGUGGAAAGAGUGGUUAUGUGGUGCUCCGUGACACAGAUCCAGGCGAAGACGACAUCGCCAUUCCACAAGCACGCACCGUCACUCUUUCAGCAAACCACCACCGUAUCCAGCAAACUCCAUGCUCACCUCAGAAGUCAUGCCGUUUCGCACAGCCAGCUCCCUGUUACCAUUGGAACCCAAGUCCUCAGUACGACCUUCAAGAGUUGGACGAUAGUUCUCAGCAUGCCCACAUCUCCGAGUUUACACCAGCACAAGCUUCAGAUGUGGCUGCCAAGGUUGCUUCAAAGCGAUAUCCAACCGCGGAUGCACCUCUUCAAGAGUGGUCUGGGAGGACCAAGGAAGAUCCAGGCUUCCGGGAGGAGUUUUUAUUGGAGAUGUUGAGGUCAGAGGGCCAUGGUGACUCAAGGGGGGGAACGUCAAGGCACAAGGACCUUCUGCUUCACAUUAUAUGGAAGUGGAACAACGUGUAUUUCCAAAAGAUUUCGCUGAAAGCUAUGGGCUUACGUGUGCAGUUGGGCCACGUCAACUCAUCUUGUGUUUUGCCGGUUCCUGCGCAUAAAGACUUCAUUGUCUUGCACACGAAUGGCCUUCAUUAUGUUGCUGUGGACUUCUGUGGUUGCAAUGAGCGAAUCCCCCAUCGUCAACAGCUCUUGCGGUGCGAAUGGUUUCCCGCAACGGUCUACCAGCCCCAAACCUGCGCGACGUUCCAACUUCUAGACCUCUUCCACAUCGUUACUUUGACGGGAAAACUUUCCGCGCAUGAAUUCUACAAGUCGCUCGAACACUUAACAGACAAUCUCGAUAUCAAUGUUCCCAAGUAUAGGGCACUGAUGAGGAUGAUCCGAAUGUGGCGUCAUCUGAAGCUCAUGAAGCGUGCAGGUCGGGGAAACUUCGCUAACGGCCUCAUCAACACACAGGACGUCAAUAUACCUGAGGACUGGAAGGAUGCCCCACGGGAAUUAAAUGUCGCAAGGGAUCCGGGUUUACAUACGGGCCUGGCCUACUUCCCUGAUGAUGAACCGUAUCAUAAGCACAUGCAGCGGCUUCAAAACCCUAGCUCAUGCGGAAACGAAAUUCUCAGGAGAAAUGCGCUCGACCGGCGUGGAUAUUGCAAUAUGGACUACAUAUUGCUGGGUGCGCUCGCACCAAUCGCCUUACUCAGCAUUUUCAUCUCGUACGACAUCGCCUGUCAAUUCAAGCUCAAGUUUCACGAGCGAAUGGCCGAGUUACCGAAGGACGUCCAUGUCCCCGACAAUGUCUCCGUGGACUGGGGCAUCCCGAAUACCAAAGAGAUGGGACCCGGUUCGCGACACGACACCCUCGAUGACCACUUCGGGCAUCACAACUGGCGGAAGAAAGUUCGCUUGGGCAGGCAACAACAGAAAAUUUUUGAAGAUUUCUCUGCGUCGCUGCAAGAUCAGGUGUUUGUGCCGAAAUGGACGAAAAUGGUGGAGGAGUGGGAAAAGGACCCGUCAAAGUCAAAUCCUUACAUGUCAGUCGUUGCAAAUGCCUCUCAAGACGAUGUGAAGCGGCAGUUGCUAUUGGAAGAGAAGGAGUCCUUGAAGGCGGGCAUCCCACAAAUCCAUGACACAGGUCCCACAUCGUUCAUCUCGAUGGGCCUUUUAGUCGAAGAUGCUCACGAAGACCCCGCUAACUUUGUUAUUGUGCUUAGACGACGCAUCGCCUGGGACGCUUGGGCUGAAGAAGAACUUACAUUGAGCCAGAGCAACGACAUCCAACGUCGGCGGCUACUCCUGCACCGACAGCUGAAACAAUUCCGCAACCUACAGGCGGUCUACAUGCCUGCGGCAUCAUUGAUGAUGGCCCAGCAUGAUGAAGCACAGAAAGCUCUGCCAAUCGAGGAACGCGCUCAAGACGAGGUCGAAUAUCAUUUACUCUGGCUCCCCUCCGCUCUACCCGACGACCACAGGCUUCACAACUGCCGUGCCAAUCUCGUGACCAUCGAAACCAAACUACGCCAAGCCCAGUGCUACGAUACGCUAGAGAAGAUUCGAAGCCUGCAACGCGGCCGCCUCUCCUUCAUUGGCUUUCGCAACCGUAAUAUUCGUGGCCAAAACCCCAACACCCGAGCAUCGGAAACCAUCGCGCGAGUCGAGAUGAAGUGCAUGGCCCUCGCCGUCAAGUACCAUGAAGCGCGAGCAGCAUUAUUCAAGCUAAUAGGACCGGGGGCAUGGGAGAACGAGCUGAGGAUGCUGUCGCACAAGGAUCUGACAACUCCAGAUGGGACUGAGAUCAACAUUGAGGAUCCAAACGACGAAAUCGGGCCCGAUGGCCGGCACAUGCCCCCCAAACAACUUCACGCCAAGAAAGCACGAGCGCCCGCGAGCGAAGAUGCCCAUGUACACAAACGACCGCCCACAUACAAGGACGACCGCCCACCAACGAGCACAUAUGAAGGAAACGGGCGACGACGAGCCCAGUGUAGUCCUGUUGCUGUGUAUGCCAGGAUUGCCAAAGCUGUCCUCCUGGAACUGUUUUCUCUUAACCCUAACACAGUUCGUGAUCGUAUCAAGAGCAAGCUUGAAAGCCUUAAGAACAUCUACAAGAAACAUGCGAAGCGGCUCUGUCGGACUGGUGAAGGUGCUCAGGAAAAUGAGGAUGGCUCUAGUGAAGAAACACUGUCCUUCUACAUCAUGGAGGAAAUUGAAGCAGAUUUCCCCUUCUUUCCCACCCUUCACCGUAUCUGGGCCUCCCGUCCAAACGUCACUCCAAUUGUCAUCACCACAGCUCUUGGUCCACAUGGUUCAAAGACGGUCUGGUACCAGCCACCCGACAACAACAACAGUCAUGCUGACGAUAACAGUAACAUUGACCCCCAGUUGCUAAAUGACCCUGUCGCUACAGUGGCACCACAGCAAGAGCGGUCAUUUGGGAACGAUGCGGGAGGUUUGGUGAAUGCCAAUCAACAACCAAACCCUGCCACUCAACAACCAACACCAGAGACACCAGGGCCUCAGCGUGGCCCAAAGCCAUCUUCUGUCUCCUCUGACGCCAUCAAAAAUGCUUGCAAAGCUGUUUCAAAGCUCCUGCAGAAAUGUUCGCUUAUGGAUACUUUAAUGGAAAUUCAACGUGAGAACCUUGCAGCCAAGAAGGCUCAAAAUUGA